GCUCGUCGCACAGCGUCUAGCAAAGCGGAGGACCAAGCAAGUUUGUCCCUUAACGUCUGCCGUACUUUACUCAGCGCGUGCGGGUUGCAAACAUGAUGGUUAGCAUGUAAUGCUGCUGUGGGCUAAUAUAUUCUCCUCAUACUGUAGUACGAGUUCCCUGUAGGUGCUUCCCUCCGUCAUGAGUGACCGUGAUGAUGAAGAUGAUGAUGUGCCUCAGCUCUCGGCUGCGGCUCUGGCGGCUCUGCAGGAGUUUUACGCGGAGAGUGAAGCAGGACACUCGGCACUGAGACACAGCUACACUGUGGGCGCCGUGCAGGAGGACUGGCGGAUGAGCCAGUUCUGGUACAGUGAUGAGACAGCUACACGGUUGGCUCAGGAAGCCUUACAGCAAGCAGGAAAACAAGGGAGAAUAGCAUGCAUCAGUGCACCCAGCGUGUACCAGAAGCUGAAGCAGCUGGAAUCUGAGAACCUAGAUGGGUCGCAUUGUGUGUCCGCCAUGCUGCUCGAGUUUGACCGCCGAUUCGCUGCGUAUGGUGAUGAUUUCAUCUUUUAUGACUACAACAACCCGCUGUGUUUGUCUGAAAGUGUCCUCCCACAGAGCUUUGACAUCGUUGUUGCUGACCCUCCAUAUCUAUCUGAGGAGUGCCUGAGCAAGGUGGCACUCACAGUAAAAUACCUUACCAAGGGAAAAAUCCUGCUCUGUACAGGGGCUAUUAUGGAAGAGCAUGCAGGAAGAUUUAUGGAUGUGAAGAUAUGCAGUUAUCUACCCAAGCAUAAUCACAAUCUUGCUAAUGAAUUCAGGUGUUAUGUUAACUAUGAGUCAGGUCUCCUCUAGGCUUCGAAUGGGACCAUAAAGUAAAGCCUGUUAUGAACAGUUCAGAGAUUUGUUAUUGGACCAUUUCGGUUUACCAUAGGGGUUUUAUAUUUUAAUGCUUGAGCAACAUUUUUAUCAUGAUUAUCAUGAAUUGUAAAUAUAAUAAACAAUAGAACCAUGACUCUGUGAAAACAAA
Clarias gariepinus (North African catfish) is the source of this 1010-nucleotide messenger RNA. It is a transcript of the gene eef1akmt1, whose product is annotated as EEF1A lysine methyltransferase 1. Gene Ontology annotation, biological process: methylation. NCBI's taxonomy places the organism in Eukaryota, Metazoa, Chordata, Actinopteri, Siluriformes, Clariidae. The coding region runs from base 179 to 835 and encodes 218 amino acids. The record is from RefSeq and is a predicted model, not a curated record. The transcript has 5 exons. Gene Ontology annotation, molecular function: nucleic acid binding; protein-lysine N-methyltransferase activity.